CUAGGGUGACAAUAUGUUAAAAAAAAUAAAGAAUAUAUAUAUAUAUAUAUAUAUAUAUAUAUAUAAAAUUUUGGCCAAUAGUUAUGAAGAAAGAUUAAUUUAUUUGCAAAAUUUUAUAAGAAAAACACUUUUUUUCAACAUUUUUGGACUUUUUCAUUUAUAUAGCAAAAAAAUAAAAAUCCCAGUAGUGAAUAAAUACCACCAACAUAAAGUUUUAUCUGUCUCAAAAAAUGCUAAAAAAAUUCAUAUGGGUACAGUGUUGGAUGACCGCGCAAUUGUCAUUCAAAGUGUGACAGUGCUGAAAGCUGAAAAUUGGCCUGGGCAGGAAGAGGUUAAAAGUGUCUGGACUUCAAGU
This is a messenger RNA of Staurois parvus, 355 nucleotides long. The record is from the annotation of a GenBank genome assembly. NCBI's taxonomy places the organism in Eukaryota, Metazoa, Chordata, Amphibia, Anura, Ranidae.